Sungouiella intermedia is the source of this 2412-nucleotide messenger RNA. NCBI's taxonomy places the organism in Eukaryota, Fungi, Ascomycota, Pichiomycetes, Serinales, Metschnikowiaceae. The record is from the annotation of a GenBank genome assembly.
AUGUCCGACAAAUCCCAGGGCAUGUUUCCGUCAUUAUCCGAGUCGCUACUUUUUGCUGGCGACCCGCACAGUCUCGACAAUUCGGGAACUCAUUCUCAACCGAGUGAUGAACAGAAUAUUGCUGACAUUGGAUACAAACCCACGGCUAACAAGCUCCACGCGACAAAAACUGCAAAACUCUUUGACGGCUCUACGAUCACGCUUCGACCCCGCAUGAAAACGGUCCCCAAAAUCGACUUUUCCGACUCAGAUACCAUUCUCGACAUGGAUAUACUUCACGAGCGCGUCACGAAGCGGGAACUGAUUUUGAAGAGCAGAGAAACACUUAAGGGACUCGAGAAAGGGAAGAAGUCCAAAGAACCUCCGCAGAUCUGGACUGAUAAGUACAAGCCUCGCAGCUUCAUGGAGCUCUGUUCGGCAGGCAAUGAGCGCCAGUAUAAGCAGAUUCUUCAGUUUCUCAGGAAAUGGAACUCCGUAGCCCAGAACCAGCCGGCAGUAGAAGAUGACUACGUUGAUCAUUUAGGACGUCCAUCCAAAAAGGUGCUAUUGGUGCAUGGAGCUUCAGGCUCAGGCAAAACCACUAUUGUGCACUUGCUUGCUCGCCAGAUGGGCUAUGUAGUCCAGGAAUUGAAUGCUGCCAAUAGUAUGGACACUAUGCAUGGCGUGGAAAGCAGUGAGGGCGCCUCCCGCUUUGCCAAUGCCACGGCUGCACUCAAACUCAAGAUCCAGAAUGCCAUGACCUCCAACACAUUGGACUUGACCAAUAACAUCGAUGACAUAGAGCAGGAGGUCAAAACAAAGCCAACGUGUCUUGUUAUUGAUGAAAUCGACAGUAGUAUCAACGCCGGUGACAUCGUUAAGGUGAUCAAUGAUUUGGUGGCUUCAGAUAACCGGUCCCGUUCGGCGAAAGAAGACAGUAAGGACGACAAACACAACAAAGGCGCAAAGGGCAAGAAGAAAACACCUUUUGUAUUGCGCAGACCCAUCAUUUGCAUUGCAAACAACAUCUACUCGCAGAACGUUAAAAGCUACGGGCCAAAUCCAAUGGAUAAGCUACGUCCGAUCUGUGAGUUGGUUUCUUUCAGGCGGCCGGUAACUUCGAGGUCCAAGAACGGCAGAAUUAGUGUUUCAGCACAAAGAUCUGUCAAGGAACUCCUUCUGAAGGUCAACACCCAGGAAAAACUUGGCCUAGACCAAAAGGAUAUCAGUGAGGUGUUCGAGGUGUGUGAAGGCGACAUCCGGGCUUGCCUUAACUACAUGCAAUUCACUAGCCGCAAACUCGACCCAAAGCUCUACUCAUUUCUUCCGUCACUAAACGGCAAAGCUAAUUCAACCCACAAGGAUGAGUCUUUGUCGUGGUUUGGUGUAGUGGACCAGAUAUUUCAACGAGACUCGCGACUCUCUAAGGACGAGAACUUUGAGAUCAUGCUUGAUAUGAUGAUCUCUGGCGAGGGGAAAUCGGCCGCAAGCGGCUCUCUUGAUAAGAUCAUUAGAGGCUGUUUCAACAAGUACCUUGACAUCGUGCACCUUCAAGAUGACUCGGUCGCAAGACCAGCAGAGAUCAGUGAUUGGAUGUACUACUACGAUCUGCUCAAUUCUUCUGCCAGAGAAAACUUCUUUUACCCAGCACUUACCACUUUAAAGUUCUGGUCGUUAUUCAGUGAUAUAAGUCCUCGAAAGAUUAGCGAUGAAAACAGUAUUAUACCCAACGCUCGAGGAAUGGAUUUCGAGGCUAUGGAGCUCAUGAAACAGAAUAAAACACUAGUUAAGCGGCUAAGUGACCAUAUGCCUCUCAGCUUGAAGGUUGCAUUAUGUGGAUCUUCAAGCAAUACCGAGUUUUACGCAUCUCAAUUUGUGCCAUUUUUGGAUAUCAUGUUAUCUCCAGAAAUUGGUUCCGCUAGAGCCAAAUCUUCCCUUAAACCUUACGAGAAGCAUGCAGUUGAGAAACUCGCUCUUCUCGUGAGCGAUCUUGAUAUCAAAUUGGAAACCUCAAGAGAUAUGGAAACAAACCAGAAUUCCUUGUCAUUUGCACCCAACUGGGACACCAUUACCAUUUUUGAGUCAGGGUUGGCACCACAGCCUUUUGCUGCUCGAGCCAAAGCACUCUAUGCCAAGAGACAAUGGCUAUUCCCUAUCUUGCAGGGCGAGUUGGAAGCCACCUCGGCUUCCCGACUCAAGAAACGAGCAAAGAGCCAAACUCCAGUAGAGCCAGAAGCCGUGAAGGCUAAAAGAGCAAGAAUAACCUCGUCUGUGGACUAUUUCAAGAACCAAUACGAUGUGAUUUCAACACAGUUGGAUACUCCCGUGAAACCAUUGGAUCACAGUACAUCAAGAAUCUGGGUCAAGUAUCAUGAAGGCUUCUCCAACGCGGUUAAGAAGAAUAUUGGGUGGGCUGAUCUUUGGAGCAGAUGA